Molecule: messenger RNA, 1671 nt
Organism: Aspergillus homomorphus CBS 101889
Lineage: Eukaryota; Fungi; Ascomycota; Eurotiomycetes; Eurotiales; Aspergillaceae
Product: alpha/beta-hydrolase
Exons: 4
Coding region: 1-1605 (534 amino acids)
Biological process (GO): proteolysis
Molecular function (GO): serine-type carboxypeptidase activity
Source: RefSeq, a predicted model, not a curated record
AUGCUGCUUUUAUCAAUCCCUGCAACGGCGCUUGCUACCCUUCUGCUGAUCAGGGAUGUUCAUGCAAAUCAGCCCGAUCGGUUUGAUCAACAAAACCAGGCCUUCACUCAUUUUUCCCGCCGGCCUGCGAUCAAUCAUGCUACAAGACUUCAGUCCAGCAACACGUCCAAUUUCCGGUUCUGGAAUGACAAGACAAAGCCCCACCGGGUGGAAAGCUUACCAGAUGUCCACUUCGAUCUGGGAGAGAUGUACUCGGGAUUGAUUCCCAUUGAUGAGAAUCUGAAUGGGUCCCGGUCUCUGUUCUAUAUCUUCCAACCCAAGAUAGGCGAACCUUCGGACGAUCUUACGAUCUAUCUGAAUGGAGGCCCAGGCUGUUCCUCAGAGCAAGCAUUCUUCCAGGAAAAUGGCCGCUUCACGUGGCAGCCUGGUACCUAUGCACCCGUCAUCAAUCAAUACUCUUGGGUGAACUUAACAAACAUGCUAUGGGUCGACCAACCGGUCGGUACUGGAUAUUCCGUUGGCACUCCCACCGCUACGAACGAAGAAGAGGUCGCCGCCGACUUCCUCAAGUUCUUUGAACAAUUCCAAGACUUGUACGGCAUCAAGAACUUUCGGAUUUUCGUGACGGGCGAGAGCUAUGCCGGCCGAUACGUGCCCUACGUCUCCUCGGCCAUGUUAGACAAGAACGACACCACCCGCUUCAACCUCAGCGGCGCCCUUCUCUAUGACGCCUGCAUCGGCCAAUGGGACUACAUCCAAGCAGAACUACCAGCCUACCCCUUCGUCCAGCAACACGCCUCGCUCUUCAACUUCAACGCCUCCUACAUGGCCGAGCUAGAAACCACUUACGAAGAAUGCGGCUACAAGGCCUACUUCGAGCGAUACUUCACCUUCCCGGCGACGGAGAUCCAGCCCCCGAAGACAAUGAACUACUCAGAAUGCGACAUCUACAACGCAAUUUACUACGAAGCCUUCAACCCGAACCCAUGCUUCAACCCAUACCGCGUAGUCGACGUAUGCCCGCUCCUCUGGGACGUGCUAGGCUUCCCAACAGAUCUUGCCUACGAGCCCGCGCCAACAAUCUACUUCAACCGCAGCGACGUCAAGCAUGCCCUGCACGCGCCCGCCGACAUCGAAUGGGAGCUCUGCAGCGCGGACAACGUGUUCGCAGGCUUUGAGACCAACCCUGGCCCCGAGCAGCAGGGCGACGACUCGCCCAACCCCACCGAGGGUGUUCUCCCGCGCGUCAUCGAGGCAACCAAUCGCGUCCUCAUCGCUAACGGCGACUGGGACUUCCUGAUCAUCACCAACGGCACCCUCCUCGCCAUCCAGAAUAUGACCUGGAACGGCGCCCUGGGGUUCCAGGCUGCGCCGGCUGCGCCCAUUGAUAUCCGUAUGCCGGAUCUGCAGUGGCAGAGAGUCUUCGAUGCGCAGCAGGAUUACGGGGAUUUAGAUGGGCCGCAGGGUGUUAUGGGCGUGCAGCAUUAUGAGCGUGGGCUGAUGUGGGCUGAGACUUAUCAGUCGGGGCACAAGCAGGCCCAGGAUCAGGGACGCGUUUCGUACCGCCACUUGCAGUGGUUGCUGGGGGAAGUUGAGAGUCUCUGACUUUUGCGAAAGUUGCGCACAUUGGUGUUUAGGGCGGACUUCUGGUAGACUAGGGACCAUCGUGUG